AUGGGAACCUUGGAAGUAGGGCUAAUAGAUUUAGGAGUUUGGGAACCAGUAGGAAGAGAGAUGCCCUCUCAGGCUCUCGGUUUGAGUGAAGUGCGUUGGUGCACCACCUCAGAGUCGGAGCAGGAGAAAUGCGAAGACAUGAGCAGGGCCUUCAAGGAAGCCGCCAUCCACCCGCUCCUCACCUGCGUCCAGGAGGCCUCCGCCGAUGACUGCGUCCGCCUCAUCGCCGCCAACAAGGCGGACGCCAUCACCCUGGAUGGGGGAGCCAUUUACGAGGCCGGGAAGGAGUACGAUCUGAAGCCUGUGGUGGGGGAAGUGUACGACCAAGAGGUUGGCACCUCUUAUUACGCCGUGGCCGUGGUCAGGAGGAACUCCUCGCUGGAUAUCAACAGCCUGAGAGGAACCAAGUCCUGCCACACGGGCAUCAACCGGACGGUGGGCUGGAAUGUCCCCGUCGGCUACCUGGUGGAGAGCGGCCGCCUGUCCGUGAUGGGCUGUGACAUCCCCAGAGCCGUCAGUGAGUAUUUCGGCAGCAGUUGCGUCCCCGGAGCCGGAGAAACCAAUUAUUCCCAGUCCCUCUGCCAGCUGUGCAUCGGGGAUGCGGCCGGAGAAGGCAAAUGCUACAAGAGUGACCUGGAGCGAUACUAUGACUACAGCGGAGCUUUCCGGUGCGUAGCUGAUGGAGCAGGAGAUGUGGCGUUUGUGAAGCACAGCACGGUGCUGGAGAAUACGGAUGGGAAGACCUUGGCCACCUGGAGGGAACCGCUGCUCUCCCGGGAUUUCCAGCUGCUCUGUCGGGACGGCAGCCGGGCCGACGUCACCGAGUGGCAGCGUUGCCACCUGGCCCGGGUCCCCGCUCACGCCGUGGUGGUCAGAGCCGACGUCGACGGGAGCCUCGUCUUCCGCAUGCUGAACGAGGGCCAGCUGAGGUUCAACCGGAAGGACGCCAGCUUCCAGAUGUUUGAGUCGGGAGCCUACCUGCAGAAGAAUCUGCUGUUCAAGGACUCCACCACGGAACUGGUGCCCAUCGCCACCCAGACCUACCAGGCCUGGCUGGGGAACGAGUACCUCCACGCCAUGAGGGGACUGGCCUGCGACCCCAACAGGCUGCCCAAACACCUGCGCUGGUGCGUGCUCUCCACCCCGGAGAUACAGAAGUGCGGGGACAUGGCCGUCGCCUUCAACAAACAGAAGCUGAAGCCGCCGAUCCAGUGUGUCUCGGCCCAGUCCUCCGAACACUGUAUGGAGCUGAUCCAGGAAAAGGAAAUCGAUGCUGUAACUCUGGAUGGAGGAGACAUUUACGAGGCCGGGAAAACAUACGGGCUUGUGCCAGCGGCUGGGGAAAGCUACUCCGAGAGCGACAGGAGCAACUCGUACUACGCAGUGGCGGUGGUGAAGAAGGACAGCGCCAAUGCCUUCACCAUCAACGACCUCCAAGGAAAGAAGUCCUGCCACUCCGGCUACGGCCGGCUUUCCGGCUGGGACAUCCCCGUCGGGGUCCUGAUUAAGAGGGGUUUCAUCCGCCCCAAGGACUGUGACAUUCCCAAAGCCGUGAGCGAGUUUUUCUCGGCCAGCUGCGUGCCCGUGAACAACGCCGAGGACUACCCUUCCCGCCUCUGUGAGCUCUGCAUCGGGGAUGAAAAUGGCCAGAACAAGUGCGUCGGAAGCAGCCAGGAACGCUAUUUCGGCUACAACGGGGCGUUCAGGUGCCUGGCUGAGGGCGCGGGAGAGGUGGCCUUUGUCAAGCACUCGACGGUCUUUGACAACACAGACGGCCACAACGGGGAAGCUUGGGCAAUCAAUCUGAAGUCGGAAGACUACCAGCUGCUGUGCCCCAACGGUGCCCGGGCAGAGGUGACUCAGUAUGCCGCCUGCAAUCUGGCCCAGGUGCCCGCCCAAGCCGUCAUGGUCCACCCCGACACCAACAUCUUUGCAGUGUAUGGACUAUUAGACAAAGCUCAGGACUUAUUCGGAAAUGACGACAACAAGAACGGCUUCAAGAUGUUUGACUCCUCGGAUUACCACGACCGAGACCUGCUCUUCAAAGACUCCACCGUCCAGACAGUGCCCGUGCGGGAGAAAACCACGUACUUGGAGUGGCUGGGCCCCGAGUACGUGGAGUCUCUGGAGGGAUUGCGCUCGCUGCGGUGCUCGGGCGCGGCCGUAGCCUCCAUGAACGCCUUCCUGCUGCUGUCUCUCGCGGCCCUCCUGAUUGUGUGAAAGCAGCCUCUCGGCCAUCAGAAACUCAAAGUAAAGCUACUCUCCUCAAUCAACCCAGGAAACAGACCGAUCCAAGACCGCCUCGUAGGGAGCGGUCUCUUCCCUAGACCCCGCGGGCCUCAACUCCCGUCGAUAGAGAAUCGCUAGUGAUUAUUUUCUUGAAUUGGGAUGAAAAUUUAUAUUUUAAAAAAAAAAGAACGUACAUAAAACUUUAGUUGGAAUCCAAAAGGCUCCUUUGCUGAUGGAAAGAGAAUCGCUAGUGAUUAUUUUCUUGAAUUGGGAUGAAAAUUUGCAUUUUAAAAAAAAAGUACAUAAAAGUUUAGUUGGAAUCCAAAAGGCUCCUUUGCUGAUGGAAGAAGACAAGACGUGUUGUACCGUUGGAGCCGGGAUCCUGGAGAGCAGGUGGGAGUGGAGGAAUCCAGGAGCUCUGUGCACCCGCCGGCCUUCCAUUCUACACCAAGAUGCUUCCUGGGCGAAGGAGCCCGUGGCGUCCCUGACCGCUGGAGGAGCAGAAGCUUUGUGGCACCCUCUUUCCUCCCUUUCAGAGUAGCUUUCAUCCAGAACCCUUUCCAUCCCCAUCUCUCCCCCUCCGAGGCUUCCACAUCCACCUGCCCUCAACGUAUCAAACCCGAGAGGCUCUUCUUCCCGGAUGGGAUUCUGUGCCCUGUAGAGCUUCGUGGCCGCUAGAACUCGCAAAGGACGUGAAGCAGCAUCUCCUAGGGGACCGUUCCACCGAGCUCUCCUCUGUCCACGUCCAAGCCGACUAGCUUGGGAGAUGCCGGCCCCUCCUCCACGCCAUUUCCGACACUUUUCCCGCCCCUCAGAAGACUUCUCCGGCUCCUAUUGAGUUUUUCCCCCAGAAGAUUACAGCCCGGCAGCCCUUCCUCACUCCCUCACUCUCUGACCGAGAAGUCGGGGACAGGUGGCUGAAUACUGGACGUGAGAUGUUUGGGGGAUUUCAAUUCCCCUCUUCACUUCUUCACAUGCUUCAUGCAAUUGUGGUUCAAAGUCUGAGGCAGAUGGUAGUAACGGGGACAUGUUCCUCCAACAAAAUCAAAACCGCUAGGAGGAUGGAGGGUGGAGAUCUCCUGAAAAUUCUCCAAGAAGGCACUGGAUCAGGCGGUCCCGGGUUCCGCGACACCAUCCCAAGGCCUGUCUACCCAACAGAUACUCGGUUUGGAGAGCGUUGUUUCGGCCAUUCAUUCAAUCGUAUUUAUUGAGCGCUUACUGUGUGCAGAGCACUGUACUAAGCGCUUGGGAAGUCCAAGUU
Messenger RNA from Tachyglossus aculeatus (Australian echidna), 3490 nucleotides. It is a transcript of the gene MELTF, whose product is annotated as melanotransferrin. Gene Ontology annotation, cellular component: recycling endosome; early endosome; extracellular region. Lineage: Eukaryota; Metazoa; Chordata; Mammalia; Monotremata; Tachyglossidae. The record is from RefSeq and is a predicted model, not a curated record. Bases 1 to 2220 code for a protein of 739 amino acids. The transcript has 16 exons. Gene Ontology annotation, biological process: iron ion transport.